AUGGAGCAGCACUUGCACGAACGAGUGCGCUGUUCCAAUGCCUGUUGGUUGUCGGGAAGCGACUUGUUCCAGGUCUUCGGCAAAGCUGCGUGGUGGAGCUUCGUGGGCAGGCACUUUGGCACCCUUUCUGGAGACCGGGCAAGUGCCAAGAAGGAUGAGGGCAUCAUUGAAACCAUUGAGAGUGGCUCCGAUGAGUAG
Messenger RNA from Symbiodinium sp. CCMP2592, 198 nucleotides. Lineage: Eukaryota; Dinophyceae; Suessiales; Symbiodiniaceae. The record is from the annotation of a GenBank genome assembly.